AUGCUGCUGUCCCUCGUCACGGCGGUGGCCACCUUUCUGCUGUGCGCCUGGAUCGCGCGCAUACUUACGCGCCCCAUCGCACACAUGCACUGGCUUCUGCAAGAUAUGCACGACGCCUUUGCGUUCACGGACCCCCACGUCAUCGUGGCAUUUGUGGUAGGGCUGGCGUGCUCGGCUGCGCUGCUGUACCGGUUCGGCGCCUUUCAGACGCCGCCGGCGCUCCAUCAGAACGAAUGGCGCGCAUUCAAGCUCAUGGAGCGCACACGCGUGUCGCACUCGUCCAGCGUGUACCGCUUUGCGAUCCCGCACCAGUUGGGCCUCCCGAUCGGACAGCACGUGUCCAUUCGCGCGUCCAUCGACGGCAAGCCCAUGGUCCGGUCCUACACACCCAUCUCGGACCAUACUGAGACUGGGCACGUCGACUUUCUCGUCAAGACGUACGAGAAGGGCAACGUGUCGCGCGCCUUCGAUCGCCUCCAGCUCGGCGAGAGCCUCGACAUGAGAGGGCCCAAGGGCCGCUUUACCUACGCACGCAACAUGGCUCAGCAGAUCGGCAUGAUCGCUGGCGGCACGGGCAUUACGCCGUGCCUCCAGAUCUUGCGUGCGGCCCUGCGCGACCCGAAGGACAAGACGCAGUUCUCGCUGCUCUACGCAAACGUGUCCGAAGACGAAAUCUUGCUGCGUGAUGAACUCACAUCGCUGCAAGACACAUACCCGCACCGAUUCUCUGUGCACUACUUCCUUAAUACGCCGCCGCCCACGGGCUGGACCGGCGGCGUCGGGUUCAUUACGCGCGAGGCCAUCGCCCAGCACCUCCCGCCCGCCAGCGCCGACAGCCGCAUCCUCAUGUGCGGCCCACCACCCAUGAUGGAGGCCAUGAAAAAGCACCUGUCCGCUCUGCAAUUCCCCGUCUCAGCAGGCGUGUACAAGGACACGGACCAAGUGUUUGUCUUUUAG
Malassezia restricta is the source of this 957-nucleotide messenger RNA. Its product is annotated as cytochrome-b5 reductase. The record is from RefSeq and is a predicted model, not a curated record. Lineage: Eukaryota; Fungi; Basidiomycota; Malasseziomycetes; Malasseziales; Malasseziaceae. The transcript has a single exon. Gene Ontology annotation, molecular function: oxidoreductase activity. Bases 1 to 957 code for a protein of 318 amino acids.